CGCGUUUUGCUUCCAAGUCUCAAAUCACAUGUUUCCACUGUUUCUUUUUUUUCAGAAGAUACAGUUGCACCCAGAUGUCAACCUCUCACAAAGAAAAAUGAAACUGGCUAUGAUAGCUUUUAUGAAGAGUACCAGUCUGCAGAUGAAGAAUGUUCCUGGAGCAAUGUCACACUUGCAGAUUUGUAUCCAAGCAUGGUGGAGAACCUUAGUAAGCUGAUCAACAGACAAACUCAAAGAAAAAUAGCUGAUUACAUAAUCAGAAACUACAGACGCAGAGGAUGGCAUCCUAAAAAACCAAGACUUAAUGUUACCAUGGUAAAAACAAAAAGGUUCAGGCCAGCUAAAGUAAAGUGCAUCCUGCAGAACACACAUGAUGAUGGUAAUGAUCAGGAGAAACAAAAAUUACUUCCUGGAAAUAAAGUCAAUGAGAAUAAUUAUGACACAUGUUUAACUAGGGAUGAAUCUGAUGUGCUGUCUUGCUUACCUUUUAAUACCGAAGCAAUGGAAAUAGACUGUAUAAUAGACUGUUCUGGAAGUUUCGCCAAUAAUUACACUGAAAGAACAGACCAAAACAUCUUGAAGUCAACUGGUUUUCCAAAUGCAGUCAUUAGAACAGAUGAAACAUUGUUGAUUGAGAGUCCAUCUCAGGCUGCUGUGUCACUGAACCAUUCUCAAAGUAGCCCAACUGAGAAGCUUCCUGAAAUAUCUUCUCAGAAAUACCCUUUUGUAACUUGCACUGGAGGUUUGGGAUCAGUGUCUCUUUGUCUAAUGAAGGAUGGCGAGAACAGCAAAAUUGAUGGUGUAACUUUUGAUAGUACCUCAGAGAGAAAUUCUCCCACUUGCAACUUUAAUGUUGAUGCUAAUACCUUUCUGUCACUGAACAACUACUCCUUAGCAAGAACAUCAGAUGUAUUUCACAGACAACCUGAAAUAAAGCCAAUCAAAGGAGGUGUUUUGUUGCAGCGCAGUCAUUCAUUUUCCUCACUUCCUGUGAAUCAGAGUCCUAGCAAGGCUCAACAGAAAUAUGAGACUGCGUUUGAAAAAGUUUACCAGAAGCUGUGCUCUAAAGAACUUCAGAAACCACUUAUAUUUCCAAAAACUCCUUCAAGCCUAAGGAGAUUUGAAGAGAGAGAAAGUGUAUUCAAAAUUAAUUUUUCUGAUUCUGAAAAGUGUCAUAAACAGUAUGAUCAUGCAUUUGACAAGAUUUACCAGAAGUUACAUACUGAAGGGCUUCCAAAACUCCCUACUUUUUUAAGAGCUUCAAACUUAAGGAAAUAUGAAUGCAUACAAAUGUCUGAAACUGUAAAUGCCCUAAUUAAUUCACCCAUACGAACUUUGCCUUCAUUGGCCAGAAUUAAGAGAGUAGCAGAUAUCCAUAAGGAAGAUCUUCUGUUUUCACCACUAAAGAGACUGAAAAAUGUACCUGAAUCUUAUUGUCCUAAAGGAGCAAGUCCAAAGUCCUCUCAUAAGAAACAUGUUAACUCUCAGAUGACUGGCAUGGACUUAUCAAACACAAAGGAUGGGAUUGUUGCCAGCCUCUCUCAAAGUCCAAAUAAUCAAAAUUAUGACUCUGAGAACUUUAAUUUUGGGUUUCCUGCUUCUCCAAAUCGUACUUUUCUUGUUCAUCCAAGUACUUUCCUGCAAGAAUCCAGGAUAGCAGAUAUCUAUGCAACUAUUCCUAGGAUGCUGCAGAAUCAUGGAUCAACUAGAAAUGCAGAAAAACGUCAACAAAGGAUAUUCAGAAAACUCAGCUACAAUGAUGAGUGAAAGAGGACCCCUAGCAUCAUUUUGACAACUUCAUGGCUACCACCCAGCCCAGAUCAUCUGUGGAAGGCCAUAAAGAAAUUGUUUUAUGAAUUGUUAAAGAUAUCAGGGACAGUUUUAACUAUUGCAGGCUGAAAUGUGCAAUUCCUGCUAAGGAGGGAGCUGAAGAACAUUGCUCUGUAUUAUACAGUUUAUCCUAAUUUGUACAUUCCCUCUUAUCCAGAAGAGUACCCAGAAGGAUUGCAGGGCAGGUCUACUUACUGAAUUGUUGUUUAUCUGAUUUUUGAGGUGUCUGCUUGCUGCUGAGAAUCAAGGCUCCUUCUUAUAGCUCAGCAUAUAUUUGUAACUCGUAUGUUAGUGGUAUUCAUAAUUCUACAUGUUUGGGCUACACAUAGUUCUUUUGUCUGCUGAUUAACACAGGUAUCAUCAUGCUAAUAAUAAUGUGUUAACAAGCUCUGUACUUGCCGGAAUUCCUAGCCUCUUCUGUGAAUAGUGGCUUUUUAUAUGUGCAUGUCAUUAGGCUCCCGACAACAUUAGCUAGAAAGGUCGAAAGACAGUAUAAUAUUAUGAACCUGUAAUGGGGCCAUUCUAUUAGGUUCCAGGUUUUAAUGUUUAAUUUUCCAUUUAUCUCAUUACUAAUCUUGUCUGUCUAAUAAAAUUUUGUGUGUUAUUGGA
Molecule: messenger RNA, 2439 nt
Organism: Gavialis gangeticus (Gharial)
Lineage: Eukaryota; Metazoa; Chordata; Crocodylia; Gavialidae
Exons: 4
Biological process (GO): CENP-A containing chromatin assembly
Cellular component (GO): chromosome, centromeric region
Molecular function (GO): histone binding
Source: RefSeq, a predicted model, not a curated record